Messenger RNA from Quercus robur (English oak), 1663 nucleotides. RefSeq lists its product as uncharacterized. The transcript is spliced from 10 exons. The coding region runs from base 319 to 1419 and encodes 366 amino acids. NCBI's taxonomy places the organism in Eukaryota, Viridiplantae, Streptophyta, Magnoliopsida, Fagales, Fagaceae. The record is from RefSeq and is a predicted model, not a curated record.
AAAAAGAAAAAAGAAACAAAAAAAAAAAAAAAUUUCAUUUCCGUCAUUUUCAAUUCAUCGAGCACAUUAGUGAUGCCAAGACACGCGUACAACUCCUCUUGGUUAUUACAUGCAAUAAAAAUCAAAGCCCACCAUUCUUUACAAGGAAACAAGAAGUUAUAUACGUCAGAGGGAGCAAAAGAACCUCAUCAUCAUUUCUUAACUCAGAAAACUCCAAAACCCAGCUCUUUCAGAUUUCACUUGAGGAUCUGAUCCAAGAUUGGUCAAUGGGUCAAUCGUUCCCCUUUUGGUGUGCAAGAGCUUUUGUGAGAUAGGGGAAUGGAAAAGAAAAGAAUAGAUGACUAUGAGCCUGGUUCAGUUCCUCCACCAGCACCGUUGGACAGAUUUGGGUUUGUAAAGCCAGAACUUAAUAACUCUCCUGAUGGUUUAGCCAAAGGAAGGUCAGCUAAUGAAUAUGAGAGGGAGGAAAGAAGGAUUAGAAAAUGGAGGAAAAUGAUUGGGGUUGGUGGUAGUGAUUGGAAGCAUUAUGUCAAGAGAAAACCUCAUGUUGUUAAAAGGCGUAUAAGGAAAGGAAUUCCUGAUUGUUUACGUGGUCUCGUUUGGCAGUUGAUCUCUGGAAGUCGGGACCUUCUGUUGAUGAACCCUGGGGUUUAUGAGGACUUUGUGUUCAUGCAGCAACUAGUAAUAUACGAGACAUCAGCUUCAGAACUUGAUAUAAUACGAGACAUUUCUCGUACAUUUCCCUCACAUGUUUUCUUCCAGCAGAGACAUGGGCCUGGUCAGAGGUCCCUUUACAAUGUUUUGAAAGCAUACUCUGUCUUUGACAGAGAUGUUGGAUAUGUUCAGGGAAUGGGCUUUUUAGCUGCCCUGUUGCUUCUUUAUAUGAGUGAAGAGGAUGCCUUCUGGUUGUUGGUCGCAUUACUGAAAGGAGCUGUACAUGCACCAAUGGAAGGAUUAUAUCAAGUAGGACUGCCUCUGGUACAACAGUAUCUUUUUCAGUUUGAUCAGUUGGUGAGAGAGUAUUUGCCCAAGCUGGGGGAGCAUUUUACCCAAGAAAUGAUAAAUCCUAGCAUGUAUGCAAGUCAGUGGUUCAUAACUGUUUUCUCAUACUCUUUUCCUUUCCAUUUGGCUCUUCGAAUUUGGGAUGUCUUUCUUUAUGAGGGUGUCAAAAUUGUUUUUAAGGUUGGUUUGGCCCUACUAAAGUAUUGCCAUGAUGACAUGAUAAACUUACCCUUUGAGAAACUCAUACAUGCUUUGCGUAACUUUCCCGAGGAUGCAAUGGAUCCAAAUACAUUAUUACCUAUGGCCUACUCAAUUAAGGUAUCUAAGCGUUUGGAGGGACUCAACCAGGAAUAUGAGAAGAAGAAUGGAAAGCAAGUUCAGUUGGCAAAUUUUCAUGAAAAGCAGAAACAGUCAUAAUGAAAGGUUCUUCUCAUCUAAAGAGGAGCUAAGAAAAACUUCUCAAUCUAUAACUCCCCCUUUUUUUUUCUUUUUCUUUUUUUUCAUUUUCCUGGUGAUGUAAAGUAUGAAGAAAUGUAUAGCAAACAUCGACUCUGUUAUCAUCUGAUUGUUCAUAGCCGCAUGCUCCAUAAAACUUUUAAGAAAUCACAGCUUACAUGUGAAAUCAUUUUCCAGCACAAAUGAAAACUUCAUAUUCUGAAUC